UUUUUUUAAUAUACAAAACAAACACGCCUUCUUCCAAGGACAAGAGGAUAAAAAUUCUCUCUCUCACUCACUCUCUCUCUUACAAGCGCACACUCUCUCUCAUCCGAAAGAAUCGAAAGCCCUCUCUCUCUAGGGUUUCUGAGUCCUUCUCAGUCAAAUUAUGCUCGUACGGUAGGGAAUCGGAGCUCCGAGCUGCUCCAGGUAGCUCAGCCGUUGAAUGCGCUGGCCUUCGGUGCGGUUUCUUCGCGGAGCCGUUUCGAAUCGGCGAGGAGGCGGGAGGGAUCGUCUGUGGUGCUCCGCAGGUGAGUUCGGGAAACACCAUAUAAUCUGAGAUUCUAGGUGCUUGCUUGUACUUUGAGGAUGUGCAUGCAUAGCUGUGGAAAAUCAUUUUCAAGGUGGUUUUAAAUACUGUCACUGAGUUUAUGGGGUCGUAUAUUCACAUUGACUCAAUCUCCAUAGAUCUUGCUGAGUCUACUCGCAAGAGGGAUGCAGGCAAAUGUGAACAUUUCUCGAUACGUGGAUAUGUGUCUGAAAUUCGCAGAAAAGACUGGAAAAUAUGUUGGCCAUUUCAAGUACACGAGUCUGACAAACAACCAUCGUUUCUACCAUUAGAUGCACCAAAAUAUAGAUGUAGGCGAUGCCAAAACUCUGCAGUAGAAAUUGCUGCCAAAGACAUCCAGAAAGACGAACAGACAGACUUGAAUUGUUGCAGUACUGAAUGCAGAUCUGGUAGCAAUUGCAAUAAUGAAGCUCUCAAGUCUGGUAUUCAGGAAGAUCCAAUGCUUGAUGCUGUUGAGAGAAGAGAAAUUGAUCUUAAUACUGCCCUGAGCUGCAUCAAUGAUUUCUUGCCAAAUAGUAAUGAGAAAGGCAGUAAAGCCGGAGUUGUACCUAGCAGAAUAAUUGACCUUGACAGUGGCUUGGAGGAUAAUCUCAACCACCAAGUGACAAGUAUUCCAUCACCAAAAAAUUAUCCAGACCUCACACCACCAGAAGUGCGCGCUACUAAGAAAGGUAGGCUCAACAGACAGGGAGACUGUGAAAGUAAUGAAGUUUCUCUUCCCGGGCUCUUUAGCAAUCUGAAAUGCACGGAGAAGAGCUCUUCUGAGAUGUGUAAUGGAGGAAUAACUGCAGCUAAUCAAUCCCAGAAUGAUGUAAUAAAAGCUUGCACAGUUUUUAGGAAAGGAGCAACAGUAAUGGAGGAGGUGAACAAUACAGACGAUCACCCAAGUGGACCUCCUCUUGAAUUAGUUGCUUGUAAUGAUACUGCAACUGCAGGAAGUAUAGACAAUACAGUUGAAAAUGAUUUUCAGGAUCAUCAUUCAGAAAAGUCCACUGGUUUAUCUCGUAGAAGGCCUCGGAAGGUGCGCUUGAUGUCUGAUUUAUUAAGUGACAAUGGUGAAUUGAAGACUGAGCAAAACUUGAUAAAAGAAUCUGUAUCCCUCGGUACUUCACAUGCCUCUGCAGCUUCACAGGCACAAUCAAUUUUGCCAGGAAAGGGGGAUAUUGAAGGAGGUUUUACUUUGACAAGCACAGGUCCGAGAAAAAGGAAGUUUCCUCUGGAUGAGGUACGAAGACCUACAAACAUGGGUUUUCAGAGGGUUGAAAAUGAAGUUCAGAACUCACAGGUCGUUAUAAAAGCAACUGAUACUCUUUUGGAUGCUAGAUCCAAUUUCAAAGAUGUAUCAAAGGGAAUAUAUUUACAAGAUGCCACAAAGGGCCGCUGGAAUAAGACUGAAAGUGAAAGAAGCCGUAUAAUCAGUAAGAAGAAAAACAAAAAGAUUCAAGGUGUAGAUAAUAGCUUGAUUUCUGAGCAACCAGUAGGACAGCACAGAGAAAAUGAAGAAACCAUGCAUACUACCGAAAAGGCAUAUGCAUCUAAAACUAAUUCUUCUAGAUUAGCUCCUCCUGCAUUCACUGGCAAAGCCACGGAUAAUUUUCCUACCCACUCCCUAAGAAGGGAACACGAAUUCAAUUUGUCCAAAGCAAAGGGGAAAAUGCUGCAAACUGACGUGGAGCUGGAUUCUUUAUCCUGGCAAAGAAAUAACAUGCUAGUACAAGAUUCCAAUGCAUAUUCAGGGGAAAAAGUCCGGUCUACUAUGCCUUUAACAAUUCAAAUUCCUUCUGCCCAAGGGUUGCUAAAUAGAAAAGGACUGGAAGAGGGACUUCAUCUUUCUCUAAACAAUUAUUUGGUGGAUGCACAUGUUUACAACAAAAAGUGUAUCCAUCAGAUUGAAAGUCAUCUACCUUUCUCAAUACCUUUUCAAGAUGGAACCUCCAAAGUACCGCAGCUUAAGUGGAAAGACAGUGAUAAUAAUGUCUUUGGAGGGCAAAGCAUUCCUUCCAAGAACCCAACCAAUGCUCUUUCAGGAAAAGCAGUUCAUUUCGAAGAAAUUAAUGGUUCAAGAAACACACAACAGACUAUCGAAGCUGUGGACCAACUAGGUUUUGUGAAAAGAUACAGUGAACAAACACUGGAGGUGUCCGAGCAGGGAAUGCUAGAUGAUAUACCCAUGGAAAUUGUGGAACUAUUGGCGAAGAAUCAGUAUGAGAGGUGUCUUCCUGAUGUAGAAAAUAGAAGCUCCACGUUAGAAAAACCAUCUCUUGGAAGGAAAAGACAGAUUGCUGGUGGCUCCACUGUACACAAAAAAGGGGAGAUGAGCUUGUUGAAAGAUGGCCAAAAGGAGAAACCUCAGGGAAAACAUAAGAAAAACAGCAUGAUCACAAGAGGAGAGAAUGUGAAGCCUGGCAAAAGAAAGCCUGUUCAUUACUUUACUCCAUUUGAUGGAAACAAUUUGAGUAUGAAUAAUCUCUGCCCUCCUCAACCCCCCUUUGGGCUUGACGUUUCCCAGUCCCAAAAGAAGCCAUCAGGUGGAUUACAGUUUUCAGCUAUUGGUUCUAAUCAGCUUGGUAGUUCUCAAAAUUGCAGGUUGAAUGGGAGUUUUGAAGAACGUGGAUCCCCUAAUGCGACUUUUCAAGCCCCUGGGGGAUGUAGCUUACACAUGAAUAUCUUACAUCAGGAUGAUGAAGCUUCUCGCAUCUGGGCAUCCUUGACUUCAAAUCAUGUUUCCCCAGGAUAUGAUUUACCCAAGAGGGUUGUUUCUUCUCAGCAUCCUAGUUGUAACAUGAACAUAACUUCUCUCCAAUCUGGUGCAUUUCACAAGCAAAACACGAAGAGGGAUACUGAUCUUAACUACAUGAAUCUGAAUGCUGUUGGACUAGAAAAGCUUAGUAGGAAUACAGGUUCUGAAACCUUCAGCAGGAUGAAUGGAGAAUAUUCAUUUCCUUGCAAACAUAGUGGAAUGGAGCCUCAUCAAAAUUUGAGGGGAUCUCUUGAUUUGUAUUCUAAUGAUACAAUACCAGCCAUGCAUUUGCUCAGCCUUAUGGAUGCAGGCAUGCAGUCCCGAACAGCUUUUGAUGUUGGUGUCAGUACUCAAAUGCUCAAAAGGCCCUCUUAUCCUGGCGACUGCAAUACUAAGUUGGAGAUUGGUACGUCUAAGCCCCCUGGUACCGUGAAAAGGCCAUCUUCAGAUUAUUGCAACAGAAGUUUCUUAUCAGAUAAGCAUGGCUGUUUUGUUGGCCCUCCAACCUUUGGUGCAUCGUCAUCGACUCCGCAUGAUAAGAAAUUAGUAAGAGCUACUGGUUUCAAUGGUCAAAAUCCAACGAAAUCUGGAAAGAAGGAAAAGUUGAAGAACUCCAUAUCUACCCAGCAGAAUAAAAUUGGCAAGCAAAUUAGCUGGCCUCGUAAUGAAACAGAAACAUCACUGCAGCGCAAAUUGAAAGUUAAUGGUAAUCAUGAAACCCCAGUGCCAUGUAAAAUCAUCUCUGGAAACACAUGCAUGGUCAACAGGAAUCCAGCUGACCUAACCAUACCAGAAACAGGGAAUAUCUAUAUGAUCAGAGGAGAAGAUCUGAAAUUUGAGAAGAGUAUUCCCAGAAACAGGCUUCGCUUUCCCAUUCCAUAUGGAUACAAGCAGCAGAGGAAUUUGAAGGGAACUAGAAUGAAAGAGCAUGCAAAACAUUGAAACCUUUCCUUAUUCCAUAAUCUGCUGGUGAAAUCUUUACAUGCAAUCUGAGGAUAGAAAAUGAAUUUCAUUCUCUGCCUAGAAGCAAACUUUUGACUUGGAUACUGAGAUUCGCUGACUCGGGGAGGGGUUGAUUGGAUGCCACUCCAAAAGCCGAGUGAUACAUAAAACAGACACAGAAGGCCCGUGGUGCAUCUAUUUAAUGAACCUGUUGUAAUUAGUAUUAAUGUAAGCAAAAAAUAUGUUCGUUUAUCAUGUUUGUAUCGUAAAAUCUAUGGGGAAGCGUCGCAAUAUCUCCUUAAAGUAUCAGUUUGUGUCAUAAAAGUGUACUGGGAAGUGUCAAAUUAGCCUCUUAUAUAGACUUACUAUGAUAGUGUGGUUACAAUUCAUACAAGUGGCAAAACCAAGGCGAUAGAUAUAGUUUGGGGCUAAGAUGUGAGUUCCUUCCCUAAAACAUAAAUUUAGAUAUUGACAUUUUAUAUCCCUCGUUUGUACCCAUUCCCCAUCUCUUUGGGUGCAUAUUUAUGAAGUUCUUAUGUUGUCCCUUUAGUAA
This is a messenger RNA of Vigna angularis (adzuki bean), 4575 nucleotides long. RefSeq names its product protein EMBRYONIC FLOWER 1. The transcript is spliced from 7 exons. Bases 423 to 4022 code for a protein of 1199 amino acids. Gene Ontology annotation, biological process: shoot system development; negative regulation of flower development; negative regulation of DNA-templated transcription. Lineage: Eukaryota; Viridiplantae; Streptophyta; Magnoliopsida; Fabales; Fabaceae. The record is from RefSeq and is a predicted model, not a curated record.